GACCUCCCCCAGCACGCGCAUAAGCAUUAACCUCCGGCGGCGGCCUCUUCCUCCUCCCGCGCCUCGCUCGCGGCUCCUCCCACCUCCGCCUCCGCCACCCGCCGCCGGCCAUGGGGCGCGUGAAGCUGCAGAUCAAGAGGAUCGAGAACACCACCAACCGGCAGGUCACCUUCUCCAAGCGCCGCAACGGCCUCAUCAAGAAGGCCUACGAGCUCUCCGUCCUCUGCGACAUCGACAUCGCGCUCAUCAUGUUCUCGCCCUCCAACCGCCUCAGCCACUUCUCCGGCCGCCGCAGGAUCGAGGACGUCAUCACCAAGUACAUCAACCUCCCGGAGCACGACAGAGGAGGAAUAGUUCGGAACAGAGAGUAUCUGAUGAAGAUGCUCACGCAACUCCGGUGCGAGAGUGACAUAGCCGAGCAGCUCACACCCAACAAAGGACCAGUGAACUCCAACAUAGAGGAGCUCCAGCACGAGAUCAGGAAGUACCAGCACCAGGUGCAGGCCCUGGAGGAGCGCCUCAGGAUGUUCGAGCCGGACCUGGUGGCGCUGGCGUCCAUGAACGAGGUCGAGGCCACCGAGAAGUUCCUCAUGGAGACCCUCACCCGCGUCGAGGAGCGCAAGAAGUAUUUGCUGUGCAACCACAUGGGCCCGUUCGACCCCUCGCCCUCCGACAUGCAGCAACAUGGACAGGUGUUCGGCCUGCCGCCGGCGCCGCCGCAGCACGAGCAGCCGGGGGACAUGGGCGUCAGCGCGUUCGGGGUCGGCGGCGACGUCGUGUCGUGGUUCGCCGACGGGAUGCCGGGGGCGGGGCCGUCCAUCUUCGGCGGGCCGGACCCGAUCUUGGCCUUCAGAGAGCAGGCGAUCUUCGACUCGAUGCGGCGGGACGCGGGGGUGGACGACGCGGGGGUGGCGGUGAUGUGCCACGUGGACCAGCACGGCGGCGGGCCCGGCGACGACUGGCAGCAGGCGUACACGUCGGCGGAGCUCCUCUCGGCGCUCAUCCCGUCCACGCCCUUCCCACUGGACGACCAGGUGGCGGCGGCGGCGGCGGUGCGGGACGACGAGCUCGACAAGACCUCCACGACGGCAGUGCCGCAGCAGCCGAGGUUCAGCGUGCACGAGCUCGAGGCUGUGAUGCAGGACUCGAUGGCCGCCCCCGUGCUCGCGCCGCCGAUGGCGCCUGCGCCGCCGCCGCACGUGCACGAGCAGGUGGAGGCGUCGGCGGGGAGCUGCUCCAACAACGUCGUCCCGCCGCCGGGCGGGGACGCCGCGGCGGCGGCGGCCCAGGAGCAGCAGCACGGCCUGCCCGGCGGCACGGUCACCAUCGGCUAGCUGAUGACGCGCUCGAUCAGUCCAUGUAUUUUAAUUCCCUCCGUAAAUAAGAAUAAAUUGAACUAGCUAGUAGACUUGAUCAUUGAGCAACUUACACAUAAUAACUGACGAGAGUAUUAUUUUUUACCAAAUGUUUAGAGUAAUUUGUUAAUUCUAAGUCCAUAGGACCACGGAAUCCAGCAGUA
Panicum virgatum (switchgrass) is the source of this 1519-nucleotide messenger RNA. RefSeq names its product agamous-like MADS-box protein AGL104. Gene Ontology annotation, biological process: positive regulation of transcription by RNA polymerase II. Gene Ontology annotation, molecular function: RNA polymerase II cis-regulatory region sequence-specific DNA binding; protein dimerization activity; DNA-binding transcription factor activity, RNA polymerase II-specific. The transcript has 10 exons. Lineage: Eukaryota; Viridiplantae; Streptophyta; Magnoliopsida; Poales; Poaceae. Bases 111 to 1334 code for a protein of 407 amino acids. The record is from RefSeq and is a predicted model, not a curated record.